Molecule: messenger RNA, 1203 nt
Organism: Ceraceosorus bombacis
Lineage: Eukaryota; Fungi; Basidiomycota; Exobasidiomycetes; Ceraceosorales; Ceraceosoraceae
Source: the annotation of a GenBank genome assembly
AUGCAGACGUAUCCCAAAGCCAUCGAUGAAUGGCGAGGCAGACACAUUGUGGUGAGCUCUGCCAGCGGACAGUCGCUGUGUCACGUCCCGCUGGAAUGGUUGUUGCAGUGCGGGGCGCCAGACUGCUGCGAGCUAUUGCGAUGGAUGGUGGGUGUGUGCGUGGUGGAGGAUGGCAAGCUGAGCGAUGCGGAUGGGGCAAGGGUGGAUGCGGCUUCUUUGCUGGCAUGUGCGGAUCAAGUUGUCCGACUACUGUACACUCGCACAGGUGAGUUUGCAACGUGGCAGCGGGUGCCGGGUGCCGGGUGCCGGGUGCGCCCCCACCAACUGCUCUUCCACGCACGCACUCCCUGCACAGAUGGCCAAGCGCAACCCUUCACCUACACCAAGGGGCCCCGCUUCAAGUACGCUCGCAGACCACCCGCCGCUGAUGCGGAGCAGAGCACAAUGAGCCACUCGAGUCGCUCUAGCACGAAUCAGGUGAGUGGGUGCGCGUGGGCGUGGGCGUGUGUGUGUGCGUGUGCGUGCGCGCGCGUGCGCGUAGCACCUGGCCCUGUCUCGCUUGCCGUGCUCACUGGCCACCCACAGUCUGCAUUCCGAUUCCGUGUAGCGGUGCGGGACUUUUCGUGUCUGCUGACGGGCGACCCAGCAGAAGAGUGCGUCGCUGCCCACAUCAUCCCUCAAAGUCGACCAGAGGUGGGUUGCGGAUGGUUGUACACAUUGCGCUUUGCCCAGACCUCUAACCCACCCCACCCGGCUCGCAGUAUUACACUGAAAUCAUGGGCAGGGAAGUCACGUAUCCCUUCUUGACCGAGCACGGCAUCACGCUCAAUCAUGCCAUGCAUCGUGCGUACGACAAUGGCGAUUUUGCGCUGUGGCCGAGGGUGAGUGCAGUGCGCACGAUUGCCAUGCUCACAUGAUUCGCACGCACGCAACGCACGCACCCACGCACGCACGCGCUCAUCGCACCCACGCACGCACACACGCACGCAGGGAGAAGACCUCAUCGUGCACUACUUUAUGCCAAAGAUGCUCAAACGUCGAGCUCAUCACGGACAAGUCAUUCAUCGGUCUCACUUUCGCGUGCAGGACGAGUCGGAGCUGCCCAAUAAGCAGCUCCUCAUGUUUCACUACCAGCAAUGCGUCAUCAAGUACCUGCGCGGCUUUGCUGCUGGAUUCGACAGCGGUGGGGAUGCACAAGUGUGA